This is a messenger RNA of Seriola dumerili (greater amberjack), 21087 nucleotides long. RefSeq names its product obscurin, cytoskeletal calmodulin and titin-interacting RhoGEF (gene obscn). Bases 1 to 19674 code for a protein of 6557 amino acids. Gene Ontology annotation, molecular function: guanyl-nucleotide exchange factor activity; protein binding. The transcript has 86 exons. The record is from RefSeq and is a predicted model, not a curated record. NCBI's taxonomy places the organism in Eukaryota, Metazoa, Chordata, Actinopteri, Carangiformes, Carangidae.
AUGGAUCCAAACUUGUUUGGAGGAGCCCCCAGGUUUCUCACUCGUCCAAAGGCGUUUGCGGUGUGUGUGGGCAAAGAUGCCACACUCAGCUGCACUAUUGUGGGCACUCCAACCCCGCUGAUCACUUGGGAGAAGGAAAAGCUGAAGCUGACAUCUGGGGGCCGCUUCAAGACCGUGGAGGAUGGAGAUGUGUACCGCUUGACCAUCUAUGACUUAACACUGGAGGAUAGUGGACAGUACAUGUGCCGGGCCAAGAACAGUGUUGGGGAAGCUUAUGCUGCUGUAACCCUAAAAGUGGCGCUGCCAACAGAGAUGGCUCAGAGGGCCCCCGUUUUCUUGGUGAAGCCUACAUCUGCACGUGUAGGUUUGGGAGGCGAUGUUGUUUUCCACUGCCGGGUUGUAGCUUACCCUGAGGCCAACUUUGACUGGGAAAAGGAUGGGCGCUACCUGGGGGAGACAAACCGCAUCAAGAUUGUUUCUGACAGCGACAGCAGCACCUUAAAGAUCCAAAGUGUGCGUAACCUGGACAGCGGUACCUACACCUGCAGGGCUCAGAACACUGUUGGCCGAGCACACACUGCAGCAGCUCUUGUCGUAGAUGCGCAGGACUCCCGCCACCUGACUGCAGAUAAGAACACCUCCCUCCUCUCUCACUUACAAAAGCGCAAAGAGGAAAUGAAGAAGGACAUUUCCAUCUAUCGCACUGAAGAAAGCUCCUCACUGCCCAAAGGUGUGUUCACCCGUACCUGCACUGUGACUGAGGGCAAACACGCCAAACUCAGCUGCCUUGUGACGGGUCACCCUAAACCCCACAUUAUUUGGAGAAGGGAUGGAUCGAACAUCAGUGAGGGCCGUAGGCAUAUCAUUUAUGAGGACCAGGCUGAGAACUUCAUCCUCAAGAUCCUGUUCUGCAAGCAGAGUGAUAAUGGUCUCUACACCUGCAAUGCAACCAAUAUGGCCGGGCAGACCUACAGUGCUGUAUUGGUAACAGUCAAAGAGCCGAACGUGCCGUUCAGGAGGAAGCUGCAGGAUGUGGAGGUCCAAGAGAAAACGGCGGCCACAUUGAUGUGUGAGGUGCCUCUCAGUGCCACCCAUGCCAACUGGUUCAUGGAGGAAACAAGGCUGGAGCAAAGCACCAAAUAUCGCAUGGAGGAGGAGGGCACCCUGCGACGUCUCACCAUUCACAAUGUCACCACAAACGAUGAUGGUGUUUACAUCUGUGAGAUGAAAGAGGGCAGUCGCACUGUGGCUGAGCUCACUGUCCUGGGCAACAUUACCAAGAAGCUUCCACGGAGGACAGUAGUUCCUGUCAGUGACACUGUCAUCUUCUGUGUGGAGCUGGAGCAUCCCUGCCCAGAUGUCUAUUGGACCCGCAAUGGGGAGAAGCUGAAGGAAGAUUCCCGUAUUUCCAUUGCCUGCGUGCUAAGACAGUACACACUCACCAUUAGAGAUUGCCAGGCAGAUGACUCAGGAGAAGUGGCCUUUGUGGCUGGAGACUGCAAGACCUCCACUCGAUUCUCUGUCACUGCUGCAAGGAAGCAUCCUCCUGAUCCCCCAGUCGAUGCUGUGGUGCAGAACAAGACUGACUCAUCCAUCACCAUUCAGUGGUCUCCUCCUGACAGCGAUCGCCCUGUGCCCAUCAAGGGUUACCAUGUGGAGAGGAGGAAGGUUGGCAGUCAGACAUGGCAGAGGUGCAAUGCUGGAGAAACCAUUGUUUCAACAGAGAUUACCAUCAGAAACUUCACUGAAGAAGCCAGCUACCAGUUCCGUAUCUCUGCUACGAAUGACUUUGGCCAGAGUCCCUACCUGGAGGUGCCUGGAAGCUUCUACCUUGAGCCCACUGCAGAAAUCAGGAAAGGCCUGAUGAACAGCAGUGCAAUAUCUGGCGAGGAGUUCUCUCUCUCUCUGGAGCUUUCUGCUGUUUGUUCUGGCUUCUGGUCUCUGAGUGGACGCCUCCUCCGCAGUGGAGCUGACUACCUCAUCACCAGGUCCAAGAACACACACACACUGCUCAUCCGUGUCGUGACCAUGGAAAUGAACGGAGCUGAAGUCAAGUUUGUGGGCGGAGGCUCACAAAGCAGUUGCAUCCUAUCUGUGAAGGUCCCCGCUGUUAGGUUCACUAACAAGUCAGGUCAGAUGGAGAUGAUGACCUGCAGUGCCCAAGCCAGUGCUCAGCUGACUGCUGAGGUGUCGGAUUACGAUGCACAGGUGGUUUGGAUGAAGAAUGGGCGGGAGGUGAAAAUGGGCAAGAAGUAUGAAUAUGUCAACACUGACCGCAAGAGGAUCCUGAUGGUACACAAUGUUACAGAGGAAGAUGUGGGCAUCUACGAGUGUGUUUUAGCUGAUGACAAGAUGUCCCUGCAACUCACUCUUAAAGAUGAACCUGCCAAGUUUCUGAACAAGGCCAGAGGUCCCAUGGGACUAUCAUCGUCCCUUAAAGGAGAUCUUGAGCUCAGCUGUGAGGUAUCCCUAGCUAGCGCGGCUGUUGUGUGGAGAAAAGAUCAGGUUGAGAUCACUGAGGACCAAAGAACUAACAUCAUCUCCAAAGGGACUCAAAGGAAACUAGUCAUCAAGAAUGCCAAGAAAAGUGAUGAAGGACAUUACUCCUGUGAGACGGCAGCAGACAAAGUCACAUUCCAUGUCAAGAUAAAAGAAAGUCAAACUCAAGCCCAAGCUGCCUUCUCUAACAAGGAGUCAGUCCAGAAGGAGGUGAAAGCCUCUCUGUCCCAGAAAGCAACUCUUAGUUGUAAUGUGUCUGAUAGCAAGACAGAGGUGAAAUGGUAUAAAGAUGGCAAGCUGUUGGUAUCCAGUAGGACCAUAUACUCAGAAGCAAAAGGCAGUUCUCGCCAGCUGGUGAUUGAAAAGGUGGAGAAGAGUGAUGCUGGAGAAUAUACUUGUGAAGCUGGAGGGGAUAAGCUGGUCUUCAAGAUAUCUGUGUCAGAGGCCCUGUCAGCUUUCUUCAACAAGGAGUCAGUCCAGAAGGAGGUGAAAGCCACUCUCUCCCAGAAAGCCAUUUUAAGCUGUGAGGUAGCUGAUACCAAGACAGAGGUGAAAUGGUACAAGGAUGGCAAACUGUUGACUUCCAGUAAGACAAUCCAUGCAGAGUCAAAGGCCAAGAGUCGGCAGCUGGUGAUAGACAGCGUGGAGAAGAGGGAUGCUGGAGAGUACAUCUGUGAGGCUGGGACUGAGAAGUUGGCCUUUAAGAUACAGGUGGCAGAGCCCCAGUCAGCUUUCUUCAACAAGGAGUCAGUUCAAAGGGAGGUGAAAGCUACUCUCUCCCAGAAAGCCACUCUGAGCUGUGAGGUUUCUGAUUCUAAGACUGAGGUGAAAUGGUACAAGGAUGGCAAGCUGCUGACUUCAAGCAAGACAAUCCAUGCAGAGUCGAAGGGCAAAAGUCGCCAGCUGGUGAUUGACAUUCUGGAGAAGGAGGAUGCCGGAGAGUACAUCUGUGAGGCUGGGUCUGAGAAGUUGGUCUUUAAACUCCAUGUGGCAGACACACAUGUCCAGUCUGCAUUCUCUAAUAAGGAGUCAGUCCAGAAGGAUGUGAAAGCCACUCUCUCCCAGAAAGCCACUCUGAGCUGUGAGGUAGCUGAUACCAAGACAGAGGUGAAAUGGUUCAAGGAUGGCAAGCUGCUGACUUCCAGCAAGACAAUCCAUGCAGAGUCAAAGGCCAAGAGUCGCCAGCUGGUGAUCGACAGCGUUGAGAAGAAGGAUGCUGGAGAGUACAUCUGUGAGGCUGGGACUGAGAAGUUGACCUUUAAAGUACAUGUGGAAGAAAUCCGGGCUAAAUCUGCUUUCCUCAACAAGGAGUCAGUCCAGAAGGAAGUGAAAGCCACUCUCUCCCAGAAAGCCACUCUGAGCUGUGAGGUAGUUGAUACCAAGACAGAGGUGAAAUGGUACAAAGAUGGCAAGCUGCUGAGUCCCAGCAGAACAGUUCACUCGGAAUCAAAGGGCAAAACUCGUCAACUGGUGAUGGACAGCAUAGAGAAGAAAGAUGCAGGGGAGUACAUCUGUGAAGUCGGAACAGAAAAACUGGCAUUUAAAGUACUAGUGACAGAGAUUCAGCUGAAGUCGGCCUUCUCUAACAAGGAGUCUAUCCAAAAGGAGGUGAAAGCCACUCUCUCCCAGAAAGCCAUUUUAAGCUGUGAGGUAGCUGAUACCAAGACAGAGGUGAAAUGGUACAAGGAUGGCAAACUGUUGACUUCCAGUAAGACAAUCCAUGCAGAGUCAAAGGCCAAGAGUCGGCAGCUGGUGAUAGACAGCGUGGAGAAGAGGGAUGCUGGAGAGUACAUCUGUGAGGCUGGGACUGAGAAGUUGACCUUCAAGAUACAGGUGGCAGAAACCCUAGCUGGCUUCUCGAAUAAGGAGUCAGUCCAGAAGGAGGUGAAAGCCACACUCUCCCAGAAAGCCACUUUGAGCUGUGAGGUUUCUGAUUCCAAGACAGAGGUGAAAUGGUACAAGGAUGGCAAGCUGCUGACUUCCAGCAAAGCAGUUCACAUGGAGUCAAAGGGCAAGAGUCGUGAGUUGGUGAUUGAAAAAAUGGAGAAAAAAGAUGCUGGAGAAUACACCUGUGAGGCUGGAACAGAGAAGCUGGUAUUUAAGCUGCAAAUGACAGAAGCAGCUGUCAAGUUCCAGAAGAAGUCCAUCAAGGACACAUAUACUGUUCAAGCAAGUGAAAACAUUGUUUUGACCAUUUUGCUGACCACAGAGAGUGGUAGUGUGAAGUGGUUUAGAGAUGGUGUGGAGGUCAAGGAGAGCAGCAAGUAUGAAAUGAAAAAAGAUGGCCGUUCUCGUACCCUGAUAGUAAAAUCCACCGAAGCCAAAGACAGUGGAACAUACUCCUGUCAAACUGCUAAUGACAAACUGGAGUUCAAAGUUCAGGUUAAAGAAUUAGCUUUGAAGUUUGUUGUACCCUUGAAAUCUGUUGAUGUGGAGUUGGGAGGUACAAUUAGCCUGAUGUGUGAACUAAAUCAAGCCUCAGGGGAUGUUGUCUGGCACCAUGAUGGUCGUGAGAUUAAACCUGGAGGCAGGUUUUGUGUCAGGACAGAUGGUGCUAAGCGGGUUCUCACUGUGACUGGCAUGUCUAAGGAAGAUGAAGGAGAAUACAGCUGUGAAUGUCGAAAUGAUAAGACCUCUGCUAAAGUUUCCUCCAAAGCACCCAGACUAGUGAGGCUGACCACCAAACUCAACAAUGUGGUUGCAAUGGAGGGAAAAGACGCAAUUUUCAAGUGCGCUGCCACCCCAGCAGACGUCAGCAUUAAGUGGUUCCACAAGAAUAUACCCAUCACUGCUGGGCCUAAGUAUAAGAUUGAGCAUGGUGGCAACACUCACUCACUCACCAUCAGCGCUGUCACCCAAAAAGAUGCUGGAGAGAUUAGUGUUGAUGCAGAAGGCAAAAGCUGCAAAGCUACCUUACAAGUGCAACAUGAGCCAGUGACAUUCAAGAAAAAGCUAGAAAACCUGACAGUGGAGGAGCAGAGUGAAGUGAAGCUGGAGGUGGAGCUCAGUCAGGCAUCCGAUGAAGUCAGGUGGAUGAAGAACAGCGUAGUGCUGCAGCCUGCGGGAAACCUGGAGAUUCGGGUAGAUGGAGUCAAGCAGACUCUGGUCUUCAGGAGUGUGACCUCUGCUGACCGUGGGAUCUACUCCUGUGAAACUCUGGAUGACAAGACCCAGGCCAAACUCAGUGUUGAGAUGAAGAAGAUCCAGGUAAUUAAGGGCCUAACAGAAACCAAGGCACAUGAGACAGAGACAGUAACACUUGAGGUAGAACUCAGCCAGGCUGAUGUCGAAGGCUCCUGGACCAGGGAUGGAGCCAAGUUAAAGUCAGGGGCGACCUGUCGUAUCACAGCUCUGGCAAAGAAGCACGCCCUUACAUUGUCCAAUCUCAAGAGGGAGGAUGCAGGAACUAUUGCAUUCCAGGCAGAUGGUGUCCAUACUUCUGGCAAACUGAUUGUCACAGAACCGCCUGCUAUGAUCUCCAAGCCCAUUAUGGAUAUCAGUGUUCCUGAGAAGGAGAAGGUUACUUUUGAAUGUGAAGUGUCCAGAACAAAUGCAGAUGUUAAAUGGUUCAAGAAUGAUGUGGAACUGAAACCAGGGAAAAACUUUAGCAUCCAUUCCUUGGGCCGAAAGCGCACUUUGGUCAUCAGCAAGUGCACCCCUGACGAUACAGGCACUUACAUCUGCCGCACUACUGAUGAUAACACCUCUGCCAAGCUCGCUGUUCAUGCCAGAGAUAUCAAGAUCAUUAAGAAACUGGAAGAUGUGGAGGUGAUGGAGAAGGAAAGUGCUACAUUUGUCUGUGAAAUUUCACAUGAUGAAGUGGACUGUCAGUGGUACAAAGGAAGUACUAAACUCAAAGUCGUUGGCAAUAUCAAGAUGAGACAAGAGGGCCGAACAUAUGUACUGCUGUUUAAGUCCGUUUCCCCAGAGGAUAUGGGCGAGAUUAAAUUCACAGCUGAGAAGGCCUCUUCAACUGCAAAACUUAAAGUGAAAGAGCUGCCUGUCAAGUUUGUGAAGCGACUCAGGGAUAAGAUAGCGAUGUAUAAGCAUCGUGGUCAUCUUGAAUGCCAAGUGUCACGUGCCAGUGCGAUGGUGAAGUGGUACAAGAACAAGAUGGAGAUCAAACCCAGCAAGAAGUACGAGAUCAAAAGUGAGGAUGUGUACCGAAAACUCACCAUCAAUGAGGUCGAGUCCGGGGACGAAGACACAUAUACCUGUGACGCCUCUGAUGACAAGACAUCCUGUAAACUGCUUGUAGAAGAGCAGUCCAUCAGCAUUGUGCGGGAGCUUAGUUCAGUAGAAGUGACAGAACCCUUUGCAGCUGUUUUUGAAGUUGAAAUCAGUAUGGAACUGGUGAAACCUCCUGUAUGGACUCUGAAUGGAGUUGCUGUGCAGGAGAGUGCUGAUGCUGAAAUGGAGAAAGAGGGCACUAUGCACCGUCUCACUUUCAAAAAGACCAAAGAAUCGAUGACAGGACCUGUGCAGUUUACAGCUGGGAAGAGCAAAUCUCUUGCCCAGCUCACAGUCAAAGAGCGUCCGCUUGAGAUUGCAGAGCCCAUGAAAGAUGUGAAGGCGAAGGAGAAAAGCUCAGCCAUACUCUCGUGCAAGUUCUCCGCAUCACCCAAAGAGGUUAAAUGGUUUAAAGGUCAGGAACCUCUGGCAGCAUCAGACAAGUAUAACAUGAAGCAAGACGCUACGAGGGCUCAACUAACCAUUCAAAAGUUAACUGGGGAAGACAGCGGAGAGUACCGCUGUCAAUCUGGACCUGCUGAGACCAAAGGCACACUUACUGUUGAAGUGCGUGAAAUUAAAUUCACCAAGCAUUUGGCUGACACGGAGGUUGAUGAAGACAGCGAUGCAGUGUUCACAUGUGAGAUAAACUAUGCAGACGAAGAGGCACAGUGGCUUCUAAAUGACAAGGUGCUCUUCACUAAUGAAGUCAACACCAUCACUCAUGAGGGGAAGGUUCACAAGCUCAUGCUGAAGAACUUGGCACCUAAGGAUGGGGGGACUAUCACCUUUCAAGUACGCAAGGUGAAAGAGUCUGUUACGCUUAAAGUUAAAGAGAAGCGUGCUGUGUUCCUCAAGUCUUUAGAUGAUGUCAUUGGAGAGGAGAAAGGCAUGAUAACUUUGGCGUGUGAGGCGUCCAAGCCCAGGGUUACUCCCACAUGGAGAAAAGAAGGUAAAGUCUUGAAGGCCGGACCAAAGUAUGAGCUCCUUCACACAGGCAAGUCUUUGGGACUGAUCAUCAAGGACGUCACCAAAGAUGAUGCUGGGGAGUACAGUUGUGAUCUUGGAACUGAGGUUUCAAAAGCAAAAGUCACUGUGAGAGAGAUCGGCAUUGGAAUUACCAAAUGGCUGAAGUCAGCUGAGGUGAAUGAGGGAGAGACAUGCAGCUUUGAGUGCAUCCUGUCCCGUGAGAGCACAGAUGAGUGCUCAUGGACUGUUAAUGGCCAAACCAUUUCAAAAGGAGGCCGUUUUGAAGUCACCAGCAAAGGCCGCAAGUACAUACUAACCAUUAAGGAUGUCACACCUGCUGAUGCUGGUGAGGUAGUCUUCAACAUUAAAGACCUGAGCUCUAAAGCAACAUUAACAGUUGAAGGCAAAGCUUCAUCUGUGUCCAAAGCACUGCAGAACGUUAGUGCUGUUCAAGGGGAGGAUGCAGUAUUUACCUGUGAGGUGACACAGGCUAGUUCCACUGUAAAGUGGGCCAAGGAAGGCAAAGCCAUUAGAAAGAGCCAGAGGUAUGACAUCAGCCAAGAGGAUAAGGUCAUGAAGCUCAUCAUCCAUAAUGUCUCUGCUCAAGACUCUGGAGAGUACAGCUGUGAAGUUGUUGGAGGUGCAACCACCAAAGCCCAACUUGAAAUAAAGGAGCCAGUCCAUAAGUUCACUGAAGCACUGAAGGACAGCCAAGCAGAUGAGAAGAGCUCUGUGACCCUGCAGUGUGCAACGGCUCAAACCCCAUCCACCGUGAUAUGGCUGAAAGGUCACACAGAGCUCAAGGCUGGAGGUCGAUAUGAGAUGUCCCAGAAAGAGAGGGUCUUAACUCUCACCAUCAAACACUUGGAGGAGAAAGACACCGAUAUCUACACUUGUGACGUGGGCACUGCUAAGACCAUAGCAAAGGUGACAAUUAAAGCCCUGCCAGCCAGUUUCAAAGAAAAACUCAAGAACCAGGAUAGAAAAGAAGGGGAGAGUGUGACACUGUCUUGCGCGUUAUCAAAACCUGCGGCUAACGUUCAGUGGAAGAAAGGCUCUGAAAUCCUCGAAGGUGGAGAGAAGUAUGAGAUGAAGCAGAAGGACACCUGUUUGGAACUUCAAAUUAAGGAUUUGAAGGUUGAAGAUAGUGGAGAGUACUCUUGUGUCUGUGGAGACCAGAAGACAGCUGCAACUGUGAAAGUCAAUGCAUUACCGCCGACCUUCACACAGAAACUGAAGAGCCAGGAGGCCGAAGAGGGAGUCAGCAUUACUCUGCAGUGUGAGCUCUCUAAACCCGGAGUCCCAGUGGAGUGGAAGAAGGGAACACAGGUCCUGAAGUCUGGAGAAAAAUACCAGAUGAAGCAGAAAGCCUCUGUGAAUGAACUCCUGAUCAACAAGGUGGUGCCAGAAGACAGCGGAGACUACAGCUGUGUGUGUGGAGACCAGAAGACCACAGCCAGCCUCAAGAUCAAUGCCCAACCAGUGACCUUCAAACACAAGAUGGAGAGUCAGGAAGCCGAGGAGGGAGCCGGCGUUACUCUGCAGUGUGAGCUCUCUAAACCUGGAGUCCCAGUGGAGUGGAAGAAGGGAACACAGGUCCUGAAGUCUGGAGAAAAAUACCAGAUGAAGCAGAAAGCCUCUGUGAAUGAACUCCUGAUCAACAAGGUGGUGCCAGAAGACAGUGGAGACUACAGCUGUGUGUGUGGAGACCAGAAGACCACAGCCAGCCUCAAGAUCAAUGCCCAACCAGUGACCUUCAAACACAAGUUGGGGAGUCAGGAAGCCGAGGAGGGAGCCGGCGUUACUCUGCAGUGUGAGCUCUCUAAACCUGGAGUCCCAGUGGAGUGGAAGAAGGGAGCACAGGUCCUGAAGUCUGGAGAAAAAUAUCAGAUGAAGCAGAAAGCCUCUGUGAAUGAACUCCUGAUCAACAAGGUGGUGCCAGAAGACAGUGGAGACUACAGCUGUGUGUGUGGAGACCAGAAGACCACAGCCAGCCUCAAGAUCAAUGCCCAACCAGUGACCUUCAAACACAAGUUGGAGAGUCAGGAAGCCGAGGAGGGAGCCGGCGUUACUCUGCAGUGUGAGCUCUCUAAACCUGGAGUCCCAGUGGAGUGGAAGAAGGGAACACAGGUCCUGAAGUCUGGAGAAAAAUACCAGAUGAAGCAGAAAGCCUCUGUGAAUGAACUCCUGAUCAACAAGGUGGUGCCAGAAGACAGUGGAGACUACAGCUGUGUGUGUGGAGACCAGAAGACCACAGCCAGCCUCAAGAUCAAUGCCCAACCAGUGACCUUCAAACACAAGAUGGAGAGUCAGGAAGCCGAGGAGGGAGCCGGCGUUACUCUGCAGUGUGAGCUCUCUAAACCUGGAGUCCCAGUGGAGUGGAAGAAGGGAACACAGGUCCUGAAGUCUGGAGAAAAAUAUCAGAUGAAGCAGAAAGCCUCUGUGAAUGAACUCCUGAUCAACAAGGUGGUGCCAGAAGACAGUGGAGACUACAGCUGUGUGUGUGGAGACCAGAAGACCACAGCCAGCCUCAAGAUCAAUGCCCAACCAGUGACCUUCCAACACAAGUUGGAGAGUCAGGAAGCCGAGGAGGGAGCCGGCGUUUACUCUGCUAGUUGUGAGCUCUCUAAACUGGAGUCCCAAGUGGUGCCAGAAGACAGUGGAGACUACAGCUGUGUGUGUGGAGACCAGAAGACCACAGCCAGCCUCAAGAUCAAGGCCCAACCAGUGACCUUCAAACACAAGUUGGAGAGUCAGGAAGCUGAGGAGGGAGCCGGCGUUACUCUGCAGUGUGAGCUCUCUAAACCUGGAGUCCCAGUGGAGUGGAAGAAGGGAGCACAGGUCCUGAAGUCUGGAGAAAAAUACCAGAUGAAGCAGAAAGCCUCUGUGAAUGAACUCCUGAUCAACAAGGUGGUGCCAGAAGACAGUGGAGACUACAGCUGUGUGUGUGGAGACCAGAAGACCACAGCCAGCCUCAAGAUCAAUGCCCAACCAGUGACCUUCAAACACAAGAUGGAGAGUCAGGAAGCCGAGGAGGGAGCCGGCGUUACUCUGCAGUGUGAGCUCUCUAAACCUGGAGUCCCAGUGGAGUGGAAGAAGGGAACACAGGUCCUGAAGUCUGGAGAAAAAUAUCAGAUGAAGCAGAAAGCCUCUGUGAAUGAACUCCUGAUCAACAAGGUGGUGCCAGAAGACAGUGGAGACUACAGCUGUGUGUGUGGAGACCAGAAGACCACAGCCAGCCUCAAGAUCAAUGCUGUGAAGCUGUCAGCUCCUCCUUCAGCUGCUGUACUGGAAUCUAAAAGGCAGGAGACCAAGGGAACAAUGGAAGCCAAGACCCCUGAAGCUUCAUCCAUAGCUGCUAAAGACAAGCACAACAGGCAGGAGAUAUAUGAAACAGUAGAAGCUGUAACUCUGCCAACCACUGGACAGACUCCUGAACAGCAGCUCCUCAAACAGGAGACUCAGAGAGAUUCGCAACAGCUGAAAGUGGGAGGUGAAGUUAAGAAGACUGAUCCUGGAAUAUCUGUCAAACAAGACACCCAGAAGCAGGGGACCAAAGGGCCGAAAGAAGUUCUUCCGGUCAUAGUCAUUCGAGACCUAGAGAGCCAGGAGGCUGAGGAGGGAGGUAGUGUUACUCUGCAAUGUGAGCUUUCUAAACCUGGACUUGCUGUCGAAUGGAAGAAGGGAACUCAAGUCCUGAGUUUUGGAGAAAAGUACCAGAUGAGACAAACAGGAUUCAGUUAUAAACUCCAGAUCCACGAUUUGACACCUGGAGACACAGGAAACUACUCAUGCUCUUCAGAGGACACAAUAAGCUCAGCCUCUCUUGCAGUAAAUGCUGCCCCAGUCAUAUUUACAAAAGAGCUGGAAAGCCUAACGGCUAACGAGGGGGACAGUGUCACCCUGCACUCCCAGCCUGUCCUUUUCAAAACCCAGCUGCAGAACCUUGAAAGACAGGCAGGGGAGACUGCUAGUCUUCGCUGUGAGACCACAAAACCAGGAGCCAGCGUGGUCUGGAGGUGUGGUGACAGUGUGCUUGAAUCCAGCAGCAGGUAUCAACUGAAACAGGAAGGGACUGUAGUCGAGCUUGUCAUCUACAAACUGCAGGCAGCUGACUCAGGAGAAUACUCCUGUGAUACUGGCAGCCAGAGGACUUCAGCUGUCCUCACUGUGCAGGAGGUCGAGGUGAACAUACUGAAAUUCUUGGAGAGCUGCGUUGUGUAUGAGGGUGAAGAUGUCCGCUUUGAGUGUCUGGUUUCUCAUGAGGAGGCACCACUGGCCCAGUGGAAACUCCAGGACGUCCCACUGCAGAAUAAUGAAAUGAAUCUAAUCAAGACUGAGGGUCAAGUGCAUAGCCUCACACUCAGAGGUGUCACCACAGCUGACUCAGGAACAGUCACUUUCACAGUGGGAAACAAUACUUCCACUGCUUCUCUAACAGUCAGAGCAGCUGCACCAGUGUUAUUCAAGAAGGAGCUGGAAAGCCAAGAGGCCACCGAAGGAGGCAAAGCCACCCUGUCCUGCGAGACAUCCAGCCCUGACUGCAAGGUGACCUGGCGGAAGGGCUCAACUGUGCUCACCCAUGGCGAGAAGUACACCAUGGAGCAGAGAGCUACCACUCACACCCUGGUUAUACACAAGCUGAAUGUGGAGGAUAGUGGAGAAUAUAGCAGUGAUACAGGCGACAAGAGAAGCACUGCUGCACUGACUGUGAAAGGUGCUCCAGUGUUCUUCCAGAAAGAGCUAAAGAACCAAGACGCAAUAGAGGGUGAUGAUAUCACCCUGUGCUGUGAGCUGUCUAAGCCAAGUGUUCGUGUUGAGUGGAGGAAAGGAGGCAUGGUCCUCCAGGCCGGUAAGAAGUAUGAGAUGAGGCAGGAAAGGUGCAUUCAAGAGCUGUGUAUACGGAACCUGGAGCCUGAGGACAGUGGCUACUACACCUGUGACGCAGGAGACCAGCUCACUACAGCUUCUUUGGCAGUGCAAGUGAAAGAAGUCUUCAUUGUUUCUGGUCUUAAGACCAUCGACGUCUUUGUUGGGGAAUGGGCAACCUUCUCCUGUCAGCUGUCUGGUAGGACACCUGGCAAGGUGCAGUGGUGGCUGGAUGGUACCUUGCUGGAGAACAGCCCUUUUAGUGAGAUAGGGCUGAGCCAGAGCCACAUCUACACACUCACCUUAAAGAACCUGGCUACAGAUGACUCUGGCACUGUCACGUUCAAAGCUGGAAGUUUAACAUCAACUGCCAAGCUCUUAGUCAAAGAUCCCACAGUUGAAGUGGUGAGCGAGAUGGAGGACCUUCGGGUGGUCGAAAACCAACCGGCUGAGUUCAUCUGCCAGUACUCAAGGCCAGUCAAGGCUCAGUGGAAGAAAGACGGGCAGCCAUUGCAGCCUGAUGGUCGAAGGGUGGUAGUGGAGCAGGACUGGAAUGUGGCUCGGUUGUACAUUAGCUGUGUGUCCGCUGAGGACAGGGGCACAUACUCCUGUGAGGCACAGGGGACCUGUGUGGUUGCUUCACUUCAUGUGGAAGGCAAGCCCAUUAACAUUGUUCAGGGCCUGGAGAAUAUGGAAACCUUUGAUGGAGGUGAAGCACUGUUUGAGUGUGCCCUCUCUCGUCCUGAGAACAAAGAUUGCAGCUGGCUUCUUGAUGGCAAACCAGUGAAGGACUCUCCUAAUGCUGAGAUUGUUUCAUUUGAGAGUGGUCUUCGUCAUCUGCUCCUGCUGAAAGAGUUGCGUGUUAAAGACAGUUGCACAGUGACCUUCAAAGCUGGCACAGCAUCCUCAUCUGCCCAACUCUCUGUCAAGGGAUGGCAGCUGGAUGUUGUGAAGGGUCUGGAAGACAAAGUGGCUGCAGUGGGAGAGAAGGUUGAGUUUUGUGUUCAGCUGACUGAGCCUGUCCCUGUGACAGAAAUAGCUUGGUAUGCUAAUGGAGUUGAGCUCAAGCCCAGCGAUCUCUGGGCUAUGCGGGCUGAUGGCUGUUCUUAUCGCCUCGUCCUGAGACAGGCACCACUUUUGCCCCAACAGGAAAUUACAUUUGCUGCUAGAGAUGCUCUCUCUUUGGCCAAGCUCUCCAUCAUCACUGUACCUGAUCCCCCAGAGGACGCAGAGGUCCUCAGUAAGACGGAACAGUCAGUUUCCCUUUCAUGGUUCACUCCACUACAUGAUGGAGGGAGUCCCAUUCUGGGCUACAGGGUGGAGAUGCGGCUGGUAGACAGUGCCCUCUGGCUUCCAUGUCAUUCUGAACCUGUGUGUAACACAGAGUUUGUGGUUGAAAAUCUUACCCCAGGGGGCGGCUACAGGUUUAGAGUGGCAGCCAUCAACAGAGCAGGGACUGGAGAGCCUGUUGAGCUGCCUCAGACUCUACAGCUUGAGGCACCUGUGCAGUCACUAAUUUGCCAAGGUACAGAGGCAAAACAGGGGGAGGAACUGGGGCAGCCCAGUCUGCCUCCAGAAGCUGCUGAUGAAGGUGAUGUUCAUGAACUCUGGGAGGCUUCAGCUAAGAAACGGCGCAUGAGUCGAGAGCCAACUCUGGACUCCAUCACUGAACAACCUGAGGAGGAUGGUAAAAACAAAUCAAGAGAGAAGGAGCUGAAGUCCUCAGAGAAAGCAGAAAUAAAAUCAGAAGAGAAGGAGCAGGCCAUUGUGUCUAAGAAGCAGACCAAUUUGUGCAUCAGCUCUGAGGACGAAUCUGUUUCUGGGGGUCAGACGCUUGUGUCCUACCUCAAGAAGAGCAGUAAAUCUACCGUCACAGAGGCCAAGCAGAAAACAGUGCAGCAAACUGAAGUGAAAACAACCACAACUCAGGAGACAGAUAAAACACAGGUGUCUACAGAGGAGACUGACAUAGUGGAGAUCAGUAAAGAAGAUGAGCCUGAGCUCCGAGAUGCUGCAAUUAAGAUUCAAGCUGCAUUCAAGGGCUACAAGGCCCGCAAGGACAUGCGUCCUGUCUUCAAAGAUGUCUUCAAAGACCAGACCAAAGAACCUAAUGGCACCAUACAUCUGGAAUGUGUGGCAGAAGGGAAACCUGAUAAGGUGCGUUGGCUGAAGGAUGGAGAACCACUGACAGAUGGCAAGCACCACCAUAUCGAUAUCUACAAUGAUGGUACUUGCUCACUGGUCAUCACCGCCAUCACCACAAAGGAUACCGGGGUUUACACUUGUGAGGUCACCAACAAGUUUGGAGUUACUUCUCACAGUGGUAAGGUGACAGUAGGAACAGUGAGAGAAUCAUCUGGGCGACGGCCCCUGACGGUGGGCUACAGUGCAGACAGUGAGCCCGAGAGCUCCUCAGGUAGUGAGAUGGAUGAGUCACUGAGGAUGGCAAGCAGACGUCUCCGGCGCCUGUUGCGCACACGUCUCCCACCAGAUGUUGCGGAAGAACCAUUCGUCAGCGCAGAUGAAGGAGACCUGCCCCCCCCAGAUCCUCACUCUUAUCGUGAGGAUGACAGUUACAUCUACAUUCGCUUUGAGUCACGGACAGAGGCUGAAGUUGCCUCUAAGAGGUUCCAGGAGAUGUUUACAAUUCAUGGCGUUCCUGUAGAGACUGCCAUCCUUGAGGCAGGGCUUCACAAAGUUGAGCUGCGAAUUAGAAAGAUGGGCUACAUACAGGAUGGCACACAGACCCCCACACAAGAUAGACAGCCUCCUGCAUUCAUGACGGGAGCCCCAGCUGCCCCAGUCUUCUUGACAGAGCUGCAGAGCCAGGACGUUCCAGAUGGCUAUCCAGUCAGCUUUGACUGUGUUGUGAUUGGCAAGCCCCCUCCAACUGUUCGCUGGUUUAAGGAUGGCAAAUUGCUGGAGGAGAAUGACCAUUACAUGAUCAAUGAAGACCUGGAGGGCUGCCACCAACUGAUCAUUACCACCGUGCUGCCCACUGACAUGGGUGUCUAUCGCUGCACAGCUGAAAACAGCAGCGGCAUCGCAGCCACGAAGGCUGAACUCAGGGUUGACAUGUCUUGCAGCUCAGAUUAUGACACUGCUGCUGAUGCUACUGAGACAUCUUCCUAUGUCAGUGCCAAGGGCUACAUGUCCAGGGAAACUGAGACCUUUGAGUCUGUGGCUGAAGAUGAUCAGCUACCACAAGUUGUGGAGGAGCUUCAUGAUGUUCAUGUUAGUCCAGGUUCCCCUAUUGCUAAAAUGCAAGUCAGAGUAAAGGGCUUCCCCAAACCCAGAGUAUACUGGUUCAAAGACGGCCACCCUCUGCGGCCCUCGGAAAGGAUUCUGUUACUAACCGAGAGAGAUGUUCACGGCUUGGAGAUUCUGGGGGUGAAGAAAGACGAUAUGGGAGAGUACUCUGCUUACAUCAGCAAUGCAGCUGGGUCUGCUUACUCCUCUGCCCGACUGAUAGUUCUGCACCCCAAGGAACCCCUUGUGCCACCACGCUUCCUUGAAAGGUUCAGCAACAGGAAGGUGAAACAAGGAGCAAGCAUCACUCUAUCGGUCAAAGUAGAAGGGUCCCCCACUCCUAUGGUCUCCUGGCUAAAGGAGGAAUCACUGGAAGAUGUCCUGUGGAUCAAACCUGAUACCAAGGGAUACAAAAUAGCAAGCUCUGGACGCCAGCACAGCCUCAUCUUGAUGGAUGUGGGCACAGAGUACACUGGUGCCUACACCUGUAUUGCUACAAAUAGAGCAGGACAGUCCAUCUGCACUGCCCACCUCGAGGUGGAUGACACACCACAACCAAAGAAAGAGACCAAACCUUUAGAGGUUCUUGGGAUUACAGUUAGUCCUCCAGAGGAUGAGACUAGCACUGGAAAAGAGGGUAAAAUACCCUAUCUAGGUGAAGUAGGUACAGAGGAAUUCCUCAUGAAACUCACCUCCCAGAUCACUGAAAUGGUAUCAGCAAAGAUCACCCAGGCUUCAUUACGCGUACCUGGUGUUGACAGUGAUGAUGAGACCAAGACUCCUUCUCCAUCACCUCAUCACGGUCGCUCUCGUCCUCCUUCCCUCAUUGCUGACUCCUCCUCGGAGUCUGAUGAGGGGGAUGCCAGGGGAGAGAUGUUUGACAUCUAUGUGGCAACGGCUGACUACAACCCCACUGUGGCAAGCAAAGAAUCUAUCUCUCUGAAGGAAGGACAGUAUGUUGAGGUUUUGGACUCAGCCCAUCCACUCAAAUGGUUAGUCCGGACCAAACCGACCAAAACCACACCAUCCCGCCAAGGCUGGGUCUCACCUGCCUACUUGGACAAGAAACUCAAACUCUCAGCUGAAACGGGUGACCUUCCAGAGGCAAGUGUAGAGGAGGUGUCAGAGGGUGAAUACAAGAGGAAAUUAUUCCAAAUGUUACAGGACCUGAUAAAUGGUGAAUCAGAGUUUGUAAAGGAGAUAGACUUCUUUACCUCCCAUCACCUGAAGCAUGCAGACAGCUCUGAUGUGCCGCCUGAUGUCAGCACCCAAAAGGAAACCAUUUUCAGGAACAUUGAUGACAUCAAGUCCUUCCAUAGCAAGGCAUUCCUCCCGAAGCUGAACGACUGCGACACAGAUGAUGAUGUAGCCAUGUGCUUCCUGAAGAACAAGGAGGGCUUUGAGAAGUACCUGCAGUAUCUUGUUGGUCAAAGUCAGGCAGAAUCUGCUGUCAGUGACAAGACUGUCCACCACUUCUUCAAGGAGUACACUGAGAAAGCACAGGCUAGUGCAGACCCUGCUGAUCCCCCUGUACGCAGCAUCAAUGCCUACCUCCAACAACCACUGGACAGGAUUCAGAAGUACAAGGCUUUCCUCAAGGAGCUCAUUCGAAACAAGGCGAGAAAUGGUCAGAACUGCUGCCUCCUGGAAGAAGCUUAUGCUAUGGUGUCUGCGCUCCCUCAACGCUCUGAGAAUACUCACCAUGUCUCCAUGAUCGAGAACUAUCCUGCCACACUGGAAGUACUCGGAGAGCCAAUUAGACAGGGACCUUUCCAAGUGUGGGAAGGAGCUCCUGGAAUAAGGACGUCCUCUAGAGGUCACCACCGCCACGUCUUCCUCUUUAAGAACUACUGCAUAAUCUGCAAACCUAAGAGAGACAGCAACACUGAUACACAAACAUAUGUCUUUAAGAGCAUGAUGAAGCUGAAUAACAUUGAUGUGAACGAGACAGUUGAGGGUGAUGACCGUGCCUUUGAAAUCUGGCAUGAACGUGAGGACUCUGUGAGGAAAUACACCUUACAGGCCCGAACCAUCACCAUCAAGAACUCAUGGUUGAGAGAUUUCAGAGAACUGCAGCAGCGAUAUGUCACGCCUGCAUGGAGUCCCCCUGACUUUGAGGAAAUUCUGGCAAACUGCACAGCAGAGCUGGGACAGACUGUUAAGCUGGCCUGCAAAGUCACUGGAGUCCCCAAACCUGUGGUCACGUGGUACAAGGAUGGACGUACAGUGGAGGCAGAUCCUCAUCACAUCAUCAUCGAGGACCCUGAUGGUUCCUGCACGCUGAUCCUGGACAACAUGACAGCAGAUGAUUCUGGCCAGUACAUGUGCUUUGCCACAAGCUCAGCUGGCAAUGCCAGCACUCUUGGAAAGAUCACAGUUCAGGUACCUCCUCGUUUUGUGAAUAAAAUGAGGAAUGCUGUCUUUAUUGCUGGUGAGGAUGCGCAGUUCACCUGUGUCAUUCAGAGCGCCCCCAGCCCCAAGAUCAGAUGGUUCAAAGAUGGCAGGCUGCUGACUGACCAGGAAAAGUAUCAGACCUACAGUGAGCUCCGCAGUGGGGUUCUGGUCUUGGUAAUAAAAAACCUGACAGAGAGAGACUUCGGACACUACGAGUGUGAGCUGUCCAACCGUCUGGGCAGUGCCAAGUGUGCUGCUGAUCUAGUCCUACCCUCUGCUGUGGCUCGCACUGGUGAACAGGCCAUCACUAUUGAAGUUACCGAGCAGGAGACUAAAAUACCAAGGAAAACCAUCAUUAUCGAGGAGACUAUAACCACUGUGGUGAAAAACCCUCGUAUGAGGAGGCACAGAUCCCCCGGCUUGACUGUUGCUGGAGCCCACCGCUCUGAGACUUCCACCCCAGAGCCUGCCACCGCCAGGCUCAGGAGGAUGCCCACUCCAAGAAAGACCGCUAUCCCUACCCUCUAUGUCACCGAGCCCGAGGGUGCUGAGGCCAGGGCUAUGGAGAGCAAACCCAGGUGGGUUGAAGUAGAGGAGGUCAUCGAGUACAAGGUCAAUAAAUCUCCCAGGCUGCCCAGGAGGAGAGGCAUCUCACCUGCAGCAUCUGAUCGCGCAGCCACUCCCUCCAGACCCAAAAGGUCUCCACCGGAAAACCCAAACGCUAACAAUUCUAACAACAAGCUAGUGGAGCAGGCUCAGGCCCAGCUGCCUGGAGACGUCAGCAGCCAGCCGCUCUCCUGGGAAGAAGAGGAGGGCAAUGCUCCCUCUGGUUCUGCCACUGUAGAGCCACAUGAGCUCUCAACUGUCCUCACUCCAGCUGGAGAGGACAACGAUGACCUGGAUGAUCAACAAACUGUCAUCUUUGAACCUGAUGAUGAAGAUAAUGAUCAUGAUCUGUUCAGAAAGCAGGAACCUAAGAUCCUGAAACAAGGAGAUCGUGUUUUGACCCUCGAGGACUUGGAGGACUAUGUUCCAGAAGAAGGAGAGACCUAUGGCUCCUCCAACGUUAUCACUGAAAAGCCUUGUGAGAUCUCUGUGCUCCAGAGGGAGAUCGGUGGGUCCACGGUGGGACAGCCUGUGCUCCUGAACGUGGGGCGGCCUGUCGUGGCGCCGAGGCAGAGGAGCAGCUUCUUCAGUCGCUUCAAGGAGCACCUCUCUAGCAGUCUUUUCUCAUCCACUGUCCCUCAAGCCGGCGGAGCACGGUCCAGUACGGAGAGGCACGUGCCCAUCCAAGUGAGCCACGCAAAGCUCGAAGUGAAGCCUUCCUACUGCUCAGAGGUGCAGAGAGUUGAAGGUGGGCAGCAGAGCUUUAAAACCAAAGUGUCAACUCAGACUUACGGCUACACAUCAGUGGGAAACCCAGUCACUCUUCAAAUUAGAGAUAACCUUUAUCAGAACCAAUAGAUGCAAACAUUUUUAAUUUGGUACCACAAACCCUCUUAGUCUUAAAUGGGGACAUUUCUACUUACAUGAUGAAAAAGAACUUAUCCUAACCUCAAGUAUCUUUUCUGCACUUGACAGACCAUUCCAUUUUGAAGCUUCCCAUCUGAAAGUGGACUCAUCCUCUGAGUCUUUUUCUUUUUUUGUCAAAUGGUUAGAGUCGCCUGGUCUCUUUAGACUAGGCGAGUUGGAAUGUCACUGUAAGCAGGUUUCAGUCCCAUGCCAUCCCGUUACAACUGCUAUAUUGUCAUGUAUAUGUGUUGUACAAUGCACAUGAUAGACAGAAGCUACGAAACUAAGGUUUGACAUUUUACUGACACUUUCAUUGUCUUUUGUUGAGCUGAAUUAAUUUCAUCACAUUUCACUUAUACAUACCUUCACUAAUUCAUGAACCUUGACCCACUAUUAUUAACUGAUCCAGGCAUUAUCUUUAGUGAUCUCUCUUGUCAUAUUCAUAAACAAAAUAGUUAUACAAUAGAUAUUUAGAUAUACAUAUUUUUUCGGUUUUACUUUUGUACCUUUUCAAGAAAUGUUGCCUUUUGCACUUUUGCAGUGCCUUGGAUUGUUGGAUCAGCAAAUGUUGGAGUUAAAGACUAUUGAUGAGGUCAUGACUGCAUGUUUCUAUUUCAGUAUUACUGUAAGUUAACUUAAAUGUGCAGCACUGAUUAUGUAAAACCAACAGAACUCUGGUGACUGUUGGGCUGUUGUCUAAGUUGAAUCAAAGAUGUACGAUCAAAUUAUCGUCAGUUUGGUAAAAUCGGACAGAAGUUCUCUACUACUUUUGUUAUUUGUGAAUGAUUUCUUGGUGAGCAGCUUUUACAAAUGUGACAUUGCUUCAAGCAAAUCAUUUGGUAGGUGAACUGACGACCUGUUUCACAACAGAUCUGUGUUUGACUGCAUCCGUUUGCAGAUGUGCCUACAAUUGUGAAUUCAACGUUAUACUCAAGAGUUUUAGACAUUUUGACAUCUGUUAAUGCAGUGCAACGACCUGUGAACUCACAGGGUGACGCAGGGAUAUUCAUGAGUAUGUGAUAUUUAGAUGAGUGACUGCAUGUAUUUGCUUUUCCAAAGGAGAUGUGUUUAUCCAAAGUAACCUGACCUGUCAUGUCAUAUUUGAUUAUGAGCAAAUGUUUGUGCAAAAUACUUGAGCUCAGAAUUUACUACCUUUUCAAUGCAAUUUAGAAUGUGACUAGAAUAACUGCCUCUUUAGAGAUGUGUGGUGUUGGUGUUGUUUAAAGGUGUUCUAGUUAGCUACAAGGAUCAUGUUAUGUAAUAAUAUCAAAGGCACUAACAGAUUUUAAUUGCUUGUACUUUACAUGUGUAGUUUUUGGAAACAUGAGAUACUCAGUGUUAAAUCAGAAUAAAUAAAUGUACUGC